Molecule: messenger RNA, 561 nt
Organism: Hyalella azteca
Lineage: Eukaryota; Metazoa; Arthropoda; Malacostraca; Amphipoda; Hyalellidae
Product: homeobox protein ceh-19-like
Exons: 3
Coding region: 30-560 (176 amino acids)
Biological process (GO): regulation of DNA-templated transcription
Molecular function (GO): DNA-binding transcription factor activity, RNA polymerase II-specific; DNA binding
Source: RefSeq, a predicted model, not a curated record
GCGUGGCUUCUUUGUGGUACCCACCUUGGAUGGCGGCCUUCAAGCCAGCUUUUGGACUUCAGGCCCCGCGGCCCAGCGGACGGCGGUCUCGCCGGCCAGGCACGGAGCGCAAGCCCCGGCAGGCGUAUAGCGCGCAGCAGCUCGAGCGUCUCGAGGCUGAGUUCAAGGUGGACAAGUACCUUAGCGUCUCCAAGCGGCUGGAGCUCUCGCAGUCUCUGAACCUGACGGAAACCCAAAUCAAAACCUGGUUCCAGAACCGCAGAACCAAAUGGAAAAAACAAAUGGCAGCACGCAUGCGUCUUGCUCACCGACAAGGACUGCUGCCUGCCCAGUUAUACCCAUCUAUACCCCUCACCCAUCAUAUAUUUCCCCCAUUCUACCCCGCUUCCACGGGGGGAGGUAGCUCCCUUGAGAUGGGGGGCUUCAGCCCCUUCACUUCAGGUCCUGGUAUUAUAGCCAUGACGAAUCAAAGCGGGUUGCAGAACUUGAACCGCUCUAUGAUGACGUCAGCAAGUUCUGACUCCAUUAGCUUUCCUUCCAGUGCACCAAAUGCACUGUGAA